AUGGAGUCAGAAAAUCGAUUACGUCUACUAGUAUCUACAGGACACUUUUCCCCAGUAUAUAAUCGUUUAUUGGAUGUAGUUCCGACUAGACGUGCUACUAUUGUUGCUGUAAUUAUGACCAGUGCUGCUAUGAUUGCUUCAGUAUUCUUUCAUAAUUAUUGGGCAUUUUUCAUAACAUAUACAUUACUUGGAGGUAUUGGAAUGGGUGUCAGUGUUGUUCGUGUCAUUGCUAUCAUGGCUGGUUACUUUGAUCGGUAUAGAAUUUUAGCUUUGGCUAUAUGCAGUAGCGGUGGUGGUUUUGGAACAUUAGUCUAUGCUCUACUAUGCAAUUAUAUGAUUGAAUCUUAUACUUGGCGUAUGGCUAUCAUUGCAUUAGCUUUAUUCCAUUUGAAUGUGAUCCCGUUAAGUUUAUUACACAAACCAUUACCGGUUGAACCAAUUCCAGAACCGACUAUUUUAUUGCCUAAUGAUCCGAUAGCAUCUACAAUUUGUUUGAAAUCUGUUACAGGUCUACCAAAUAUUUAUGAAUCAUUUAUAAGUACAACCGGUGGCAGUAUCCUAUUAACUAAUAGUAUUGAUAAUAUUGCACAAAGAAAUAAAUCAGACACAAUACAUUGCAGAAUUACUGCACAAGAUAUAAUUGGUGUAGUGGAGUUCAUUAAAGUUACUUAUGAUAAAACUAAUUCAAAUCAAAUUACUAUAAGUCCAAUCACUUUUAUCAAUGAUCCACAACCACAUAUAAUAGAACGUAUACAAACAAUUGUUGAUGAUUAUUUUGAUAAUGCAGAGAAUACUACUCGUGAAACUACGUUAAACAAUGUUGAUGUGAAUUUAUUCAUUCCAAUGAUAUUUCUAGUUUUGGAUCAAUUGACUGAAUUUAAAACUGCCACCAAUCUAUCAGAAUCACAAAUUCUAGUUGAUAGUCAUUUAACUGGUAUUGAUAAAUUAUUCACUGAUCCUACUACUCAUAAUAUUACAUCAACUACAUUGACUAAUAAUGUACAAGCAAGUACAGAACAAAUACCUAGUGAAAAUAAAUCCUUAUCUACAACUACAACUACACCAGCAGCUGUAUCAGCAGGCACAGCUAAUAUCAAAUCAAAAACAACAUUGUUUGGUGAUGCAUUUAGUUCAAGUAUAAUUCAAGCUCAAGAUAGUAAAUACACUAAAAAUCUAAUACGUACAGUUAUUCAACGUGCCCUCAUUAAAGUCGAAGAAAUUUCAAACGAGUUAAUUUCAAAGAAUAUUUCAGUUCAUUCAAAACCACUGAUAGUGAUUGUGCAGGAAAAACAUAUUGAUUCGAUGAAUGCAAAUUUUCAAUCAGAUGAUCGUUCUUAUGCUUUGAAAUACACUAAACCUACUGAAGAUACAAUUUUCGAGGAAAAUGAAGUUGAAUAUCAAACAAGCGACAAUGAAAACUAUGACACUACACCAUAUACUAAAGAGUCAGAAUAUAACUCUUCACAAAAUAAAAUCAUUUCAUCUGGACAUCAUUUAACGAAUUCACAUUUGAACUUGCAUCAUUCAAAAGUUCCUUAUGGGUCUCGAGGAUAUAUUGAUCAAUUGAUACGUAGUGGAAGUACCAUUUAUCAAAGUCAAGCUAUGAUGGUACCAUUUUACAAAUGUAAAGAUUUACCUAACAGAACUAGACUUUUAUCGAUAACUUCAGUGGAUGGACCUGAACAAGCUGUUGACUUAUUAGUUUCUAAAAUAAAUGAUGAAGAGGUUGAACAGUGUUCAAUUGAUGAUCGAAUAAACAAACGAAAAAUGACAUUCAUCAAUUUGAAAAAUAUUCUUUUUCUUAGUUUCCUCAUCAAUCGUUCAUUAAGUUAUAUUGCUGAUUCCAUUCUAUAUGGUCAUUUUAUUAAUUUCGGCAUAAGUAGUGGAUUGAAAGAAGAACAAGCCAAUAGUUUACUUGCUUAUGUUGGAAUAUCAAAUAUGCUUGGCAGAAUAGCCAUUGGACUUUGUGGACAAUUUUCAACUAGACUAGAUAUUCGUUUACUUUCAGCAAUUUGUUUACUCAUUAUAUCAAUGCACACCAUUGUUAUGCCAUUCUAUCCAACUUAUUCAGCUUUAAUUGCCUACGGCAUAUCUUAUAGUAUUUUUGUUGGACCAAGUUUUGCAUUUUCACAUGCAAUGGUUAUCAAUAUAAUGGGUGAUAAAAAGAUUGACAGAAGUUUAUCACUGGUUUUAUUUUUCGAAGCAACUGGUUAUUUAAUUGGUGGUCCAUUAGGAGGUGUAAUCAAAGAUCAAACUGAAAAUUAUACAUAUACAUUUUUAUUCGCUGGAAUAUGCAAUACAAUUUCAGCUAUUAUCAUAACUGUACAUGCACUCAUCAACUUCAAUAUAUUCGGAAGAAUGAAACAAUGUUUGUGCAAGCAUAAUGUGUGACUGUUGUCGCUAUGUAACGAAUAAAAAGACAAAAUGAUACUUACUACUAAAUAAGCUAUUUAGUAGUCUGUUAGAAUAUUUACAAAUAUUAACUAACCACUUCAAAGAGAGAAUUUUUAUAUUGUUUUAUCAAUUUCAUUAUUUUUCAAUACACCGGUUAUUGUUCACUUAGAAAUAUAUUAUGAACAUUUUGUACACUAGAGUUGUCGAUAAGUUUUUUGAGUGUUUUACAGGUUUGAAGUGUACUGCUUAGAUUUUAGAAGGUUUCAAUUGUGUCUAGGUUUCUUGAAUAUUUUUGUAAAAACCACUGUCUUGUCGGAUACAUUUAUAAUUGUUAUUUAUUGAACUGAACUUCUAAUACUGAAUGAAGUGAUUAUUAUUAUCCCUAUUACCAAGAGAUAAAAGUUAUUCGCAUUCAUUUACUACAAACUAUUUGAAUGUCAUAAAAUCUGUACAAUUGUAAUAAAAUAUUCAUUAAUGUUGUAAUA
Messenger RNA from Schistosoma turkestanicum, 2879 nucleotides. Lineage: Eukaryota; Metazoa; Platyhelminthes; Trematoda; Strigeidida; Schistosomatidae. The record is from the annotation of a GenBank genome assembly.